AUGUAUUGCACCACCAUCAGUAGAAAUAGUGCAAGACCAGCUAAAUCUUACAUGUUCACCGAUAGAAGCGAAGUUGAUCGCUUGUUGCGCCCCCAAUCCGCGCUAACCAUCUCAUUUCUACUACAAACGUUUGAUAACAUUUCAGAACCAAGCGAAGAAUACUGUUUUACAGCAAAUUCAAAAUGGAUCGAAAAUCAGAACAAAUCCAAGCCCUUCUCUUGUCCCUCGCGGAGCUACAGUUCCUACAGUUUGGAACAGAGCAAUCUCAACUGCAGGACGACAAUCGAGACGAAAAUCAAGAAGGAUACUGUGUUUUUAGCGCAGUCACCGUGCCCGUCCAAUCUAGUCGAGGAAUCAAGCAACUUCACUGUCGCACCGGAGAAAUUCAAGGAAGAUAUUCCAAGCGAAUUCGGUGCCACAAGAAGUACGUUCCGAGAGCCUAUCGAGCAGAAAAUAAUAGUAAAAUCCGAAAGAGAUUCCUUCGAGAGCGACUGCGCCGUUGGAUCUCACAAAGCGACAAACGAAACCCCAAUAUCAAGUGAAAUAUUUACAGAAAACUUUAGCCAGUUAACUGACAGUAUUAUAUCCAACAAAGAUAUAAAUUUUGUGUCCGUUAAGACUGAAGACACACAAGAAGACAAGCUGUUCCCCAGUAGCGGGAGCUGUUUUGACGAUUCCCAGCCAGACCAAGACAUGGCAGAUCCCUUCUUUGAAGAAUUCAUGGACUUUAGUAACCUCUUUCCUGAGCUCAUACCCGGUGUAGAUGCAGACGCAUGCACUCUCCUACCAGAAAUUCUCAUGCCCAAGGAAGAGCCUCAAACUAUCGCAAUCAAAGAUUUGAUGGCAGACCUGGACAGCAUCCUUGCAGAAACUGCACUUGCUAGUAAUGAUAAUCAAGAAGAUGAGGUUCUUAAUAUUGAAGUAGUUGAAGAAGCACCUACACCUGUAAUGCAGGACCCAACAGAGGUUCACUCUGUGUUGUCCCCUGGAAGUGUUUUAUCAGUAGAAUCCUGCGACACAAGCAACUACACCAGUACGUAUGCAGAGAGUACAUCUUCUGACAACAUCGAUGUUGAUCUUCUGCAAAUACUCGAGCUUCUUGAGAAAGAUCAGACACACACUGGAGAACCCGUCCCUGAAGGCUCUACGGUAGAUGCAGGUGAAAUCUUUCCCGAGACUGUUACUUCAAUUAAAUGCAAGAACCCUGCUACAGAAGAACCAGCAGCCAAAAGAGCCAAACCACAGCAAAUUGCCAACCACACAUCUAGUGAUAAAGCUACCCAGAGGAGAAUAAAGAACAAUGCUGCCUCUAGAGUCUGCAGAGCAACAAGAAGGCAAAGGGAAGAGGAACUAUUCCAAAAAGAAAAAGAACUGAUAGAAUCUAAUGCUGCACUGAAAGCACAACUAGAAGAACUAACUAAAGAAACACAGACUCUAAGAAGUAUUCUUGUCCAACGUUUAAGCAGCUGCAACUAAAUUCUUAAGAAUGAUACAUGUACAGUCUCUAAAGUCUUUAAGUACUGAAGCUUUUUACAUCAAACUAAACUUGAUUAUCUACAUGAUUAUACCUUAAGAUCUGUUGUUGGUGAUAUCCAGGGUAUAGUGUCCAUUAACCCAUGAUAAAAAUGCUCAAAGUACCAAAUAGGUGAGAACAGUAAUCUUAAGGUAUUCGGUAUAAAAGAUUUGAAUGUUGUUUCUAUAUUAGUUCCUUUCUAUUCUUUGCAGAAAUAGGUAUAGUCCUUGAAUUCAACAUUUUUUGUGUCUACGGAAUGGGAAUCCAAAACGUAUAGCCAGGUAUUUGGCUGGUUAUUCUAUGUACAUACAUGUAUUCAACUAUAAUCACACUGCAUAUAUAAUCAAGCCAUAGAAAAAUAUCCGUUUAAUGUUGUCUUAUCAUAAGCAUUUUUGAAUUCUUUGAAAUAUUUUUAGAGUUUUUUUAGUAAUUCGGUGCACGAAUCUUUCAAUUUUUAUAUUUGUUUUGGUAUACUCAGAAAUAUUGUACAAAUCAAGUUUAAUGGGAAUCUAAAUAAAGAUUCGAAGGUUAA
This is a messenger RNA of Actinia tenebrosa (Australian red waratah sea anemone), 2045 nucleotides long. RefSeq lists its product as uncharacterized. The record is from RefSeq and is a predicted model, not a curated record. NCBI's taxonomy places the organism in Eukaryota, Metazoa, Cnidaria, Anthozoa, Actiniaria, Actiniidae. Gene Ontology annotation, molecular function: DNA-binding transcription factor activity, RNA polymerase II-specific; RNA polymerase II cis-regulatory region sequence-specific DNA binding. Gene Ontology annotation, biological process: regulation of transcription by RNA polymerase II; DNA-templated transcription.